Messenger RNA from Ramularia collo-cygni, 1131 nucleotides. RefSeq lists its product as uncharacterized. The coding region runs from base 1 to 1131 and encodes 376 amino acids. The record is from RefSeq and is a predicted model, not a curated record. Gene Ontology annotation, molecular function: oxidoreductase activity, acting on NAD(P)H. Lineage: Eukaryota; Fungi; Ascomycota; Dothideomycetes; Mycosphaerellales; Mycosphaerellaceae. The transcript has a single exon.
AUGGCCACCAUGACAUUGGUCCAGAAUGCGCGGCCAGCCCACCGCGUACGAAGGUCGUCGAAAUCAGCAUACCCUUCCGUCACCGAGUGCUCAACAACCAAAUCGACAACAUACAUCGACAAGCCACUAUCUCACCAAGCUUUGGUGGUAAACCAGGACUAUCAGUACGAACUUUCAGAAAGUUCUCGACCACAGCUGGGCCCUCAUGAAAUACUACUACGAACAAAAGCCAUCGGGCUGAACCCCAUCGACUGGAAGACGGUGGAAUACAAGUUUUGCAUGCCCUCACUACCAUGGAUCAACGGCAGAGAAUGCGCGGGCGUAAUCGAAGCCGUAGGCACGGCAGUGGAAGACCUACGCAUUGGACAACGAGUGUGGACGUCAACCUACUACCGAGAUCGAAGGGCCGGCUGCUUCCAGGAACUCGUGGUGGUGCCGCAGCAUACCGUGCUUCCCCUGCCGGACUUGUUGAACUUUGAAGAAGCUGCGUGCCUGGGUGUCGCGGGUCUGACUGCAGCCAUGACUUUGUGGAAGUGGUUCGAAUUGCCAAUGGUUCGCGCAGCUGCUCCUUCGACCGCCGGCGAGCGGUUCGCGCUCAUCUGGGGAGGCGCAACAACCACAGGCCAGUUCGGUAUACAGAUUGCGGUGGAGGCCGGUUUGAAAGUCAUCGCGGUUGCAUCACAGCGCAUGAAGCAGAGGUUGCUUGAUCUCGGAGCUCAUCAUGUUGUCGUCAGAGACGGUCAAUCGCUGGCGGAUAUCGCUUCGCAAGUGCGACAGAUAGGGGGAGACGAUAUCGUUUAUGGCAUCGAUUUGGUUGGCCCGCAAUCGGCGGCUUAUGGGGUCGAGUGCUUGUCACAUCAACAUCCUGCCAAGUUUGCGCCUCUCGCAGUGCCUGCACCACCAAUCAAUGCACCAAAGAAUGUCGACGUCGUCAAUGUAGAGAUGAAGCGGUUUGUGUUGGACUUGGCGUCGAGAGAGUACGCGGUUCGUUUGACGGAAUUGGUGGCAAAGGGCAGAGUGGAGGUGCCGGAGCGCCAUGUCUUGCCUGGAGGUCUUGCAGCUGUAGAGGACGGGUUGACUCGGCUGCGGUGUGGUGAGACGGGUGGAAAGAAGCUGGUAAUUAGGAUGUAA